This is a messenger RNA of Clupea harengus (Atlantic herring), 3210 nucleotides long. RefSeq names its product twinkle mtDNA helicase (gene twnk). NCBI's taxonomy places the organism in Eukaryota, Metazoa, Chordata, Actinopteri, Clupeiformes, Clupeidae. The record is from RefSeq and is a predicted model, not a curated record. Gene Ontology annotation, biological process: mitochondrial DNA replication. Gene Ontology annotation, molecular function: ATP binding; single-stranded DNA binding; 5'-3' DNA helicase activity. Gene Ontology annotation, cellular component: mitochondrion.
AACAGUAUUGUGUUUGGCUGUGGAAUAGCAUUGUGUUUGACACGGACACAUUUCGGAAGCACUCAAUGUCAAGUAUGAGCGCGGGUCUGCGACCACCUGACGAAAAGUAAACUCCACUGUAUGCAGAUGUCUUGAAAAAGCAGCUCAUGUGGACGAGCGUAUGCCUACGGAGGGCCACCUGUCUCCUGCGGGUGGCAGGUGGCUGCUCAUCCAAACAUGCCCCUCAACGAUGCUUAUCGACGUUUCCGUUAAACCGACAGCCUCCAUGGAGCUUCCAUUCGCGGGCUUUCGCUGCUCCACAGUAUUACGCCACCAAGCGGACAUCAGUUUUACUGAAUCUGUGCCGCAACUUCAAGAAGGACACCAAGUCCAUUGUGGACUUCCCCCUAAGUCCCGUCACGGUGACGGACAUCAAACAUUACCUCCGCUCCAAAGACAUACCCUUUCACGACGGGCAUAGCUGUCUGCAUGCACCUAGUAUUUUCUGCGAACAGCCACCAGGUGGCGCUGGUGUGCCUGGCAGAGACAGCUUCUUCCUGUUCAUUGACAAGACUACAGGCCAGUUUCUGUGUAUGGAGACGGGGGUGGAGGGGAGCUGGGAGGACCUCCAGGACUGUUUGGAGGUGAUGCAGAAGGAAGGCCAGACGUUCAUGCACCCCAACGUGCUGCUGGGGUACCCCGCUAGCCUGGAGGAGCAGGAGGAGAAGGAGAUGGAGCUGAAGGAGGUGCAGAGGAUCUGGUCGAGCGCUGUGCCGUUGUCCGACCUCCCCGACGAGGACGCGCAGGUGAUCAAGACCAUGUUCAGCAUCGGAAAGCUCACCAACGCCACCCUGAAGAAGUUCGGCGUCCGGUUCUUCAAGCCUACUAAGAGCCUGGUGUUCCCCUGGUUCGGCGGGCGUGACUCAAGCCUGCGAGGUGUGAAACUGCUCUCAGCCGCGAGUACUGACGCCGGGCAGGUGGUCUACACCGAAGCCACCAUACCGCGCCCCUCCAGCUACCACAACCUGUUCGGGCUCCCCCUGGUGGGGCGCAAGGACUCGGAGGUGGUGCUGACGGGGCGCGAGGUGGACAGCAUGGCCGUCAGCCAGGCCACGGGCCUCCCCUCGGUGGCGCUGCCGCGCGGCGUCUCCUGCCUCCCCCCGGCGCUGCUGCCCUACCUGGAGCAGUUCCGCCGCGUCACCCUGUGGCUGGGCGGCGACAUGCGCUCGUGGGAGGCCUCCAAGAUCUUCUCGCGCAAGCUGGGCCUGAAGCGCUGCUCGCUGGUGCGGCCCGGCGACUACCAGCCCAGCCCGGCCGAGGCGCUGGCACAGGGCCGGAACCUGACCCGGAUCGUCAAGUCGUCCAUCCCGGCCGCGCACAAGUCCAUCGUCUCCUUCAAGCAGCUGAGGGAUGACGUGUUCGGCGAGCUGGCCAACACCGAGCAGGUCGCAGGGGUCAAGUGGACGCGCUUCCCAGACCUCACCAAGAUCCUGAAGGGCCAUCGUAAGGGAGAGCUCACCGUCUUCACAGGUCCUACGGGCAGUGGUAAGACCACCUUCAUCAGCGAGUACGCUCUGGAUCUGUCCAUGAACGGCGUGAACACCCUGUGGGGCAGCUUCGAGAUCAACAACGUGCGCCUGGCCAAGAUCAUGCUGACGCAGUUCUCCCUGCAGAGGCUGGAGGACAACCUGGAGCAGUACGACACCUGGGCCGACCGCUUCGAGGAGCUGCCGCUCUACUUCAUGACCUUCCACGGACAGCAGAACAUCAAGACGGUGCUGGAGACCAUGCAGCAUGCUGUGUACCUGUAUGACAUCAGUCAUGUGAUCAUCGACAACCUGCAGUUCAUGAUGGGUCAGGAGAACCUGUCUGUGGACAAGUUUGCAGUGCAGGACCACAUCAUUGGAGCCUUCCGGAAGUUUGCCACUCACAGCAGCUGUCAUGUGACCCUCAUCAUCCACCCCAGGAAGGAGGAGGACGACAAAGAGCUGCAGACCGCCUCCAUCUUUGGCACCGCCAAGGCCAGUCAGGAGGCCGAUAACGUGCUCAUCCUGCAGGAGAAGAAGCUGGUGACCUGCCCCGGCCGCCGCUCCCUCCAGGUGGCCAAGAACCGCUUCGACGGAGACGUGGGCAUCUUCCCCCUGGAGUUCAACAAGACCUCGCUGACCUUCAGCUCUCCACUCAAGGGCAAGCAGAAGCUCCGCAAGGUCAAGCCGGAGAAGAUGGGCACCGCCGAGGAAGGAGGAGGAGCAGGAGCAGGAGGAGCAGUGGAGGAGGAGGUGGUGCUGGGGGGGAGGAAGGAGAAGAAGGAAAAGGUGGAGAAGCCGGCCAAAGCCUCCAAAACAGCCAAAGCUGUCAAGGGGGCGGCAUCAGGGAGGAACAGCCCAAAGGGAGAGGGGGAGAACCUGUAGCCAAAGAAAGACAAGAAAGAAAGAAAGACAAGAACGAGUAAAGAAAAAGUAAAGAAAAGAAGGAAGGAAAAUGAACGGGACAACAGAAUGGUGAAUUGUGAGAUGGAACAGUAGAAUGGUAAAUUUUGAGACGGAACAGUAGAAUGUGUUCCAUAUGGAGAAUGGAAUCCACCAAGCCAUAGCAACCUGAGAAAGGCCCUUUGAAAAGGAUUCCCAUUCUUACAUGUGUCUGGGUUUGAGUCACUCAGAGAGGAACUGAAGAAAAUACCUUUACUGAAGCAAAGUAUCACUGAAUCUAAGAAGCUGCUGUUUUUUACCCAUGUGGGGUAAAUAGAUCUUUCUGGGAUGGAUUCUUCUGAUUGAAGACGUAAGAAAGACGGUGUUAAUGUAUGACCCUGGAUGUGAUGAUGAUGAUGAUGAUGAAGAAGAAGAAGCACUUAUAAGCUGUCCUAUGGAUCACAAAGACUAUUUUUAUACCGUCCUCAUGUUGCCUUUUGGCACGGACCCUUAACCAAGGCCUGCAAAAUGUUAUGUUUUUUGAUGAUGAAGUUAAAAUAAAGAGGGAAAACGGUUAAAAUCCACCUUAAAGGACACCUAGCCUUAGUGUCACAGUCAAGGGCUUUGUGAAGGAGGUGGAUCAUGAAAAGGUUGUGCAGCUACUGUCACAGGUGUCCUGACACACUGUGUGUCUGCACUGCAGGCUUCAUGAGUGUUUAGAGUGCAGGAGCACAGCCAUACUGGAGAUGAUGGCUGUGGAGUUAACGCACUUCAAAUAGUUAACUGUGUCCGUUACCGUCUAAAUAAACUCUUAUCACUGGGA